AUGCCGCUGGCUCGGGUGCUGAAUUGGGAAGCUUCUGUGCUGCUUCACUUUGGAGUGUCCCUUCCUUCCGACUCCUUGCUUUCAGCAUCUCAGCAGCAGCAACAGCAGCAGCAGCAGCAGCAGCAGCAGCAACAGCCACAGCCGGAGCAGCAGAUUAUCAUGCCUGCGGUUUCUGGAGCAGGUAGAGGAAUGGAAGGGGCAUCAGGACAAGGAGAGGGACAAGAAGGGAGGGAAGCUUUGAUUGCUCAACCUGACAUUCGCAACAUGCACACUCCUCCCAUCUCCCUGGGGGUUCUGUUGGGAAGUCACCCAUCUAAGCCACAACAGCAGCAGCAGCAGCAGCAGCAGCAGCAGCAGCAGCAGCAGCAGCAGCAGCAGCAGCAGCAGCAGCAGCAGCAGCAGCAGCAGCAGCAGCAGCAGCAGCAGCAGCAGCAGCAGCAGCAGCAGCAGCAGCAGCAGCAGCAGCAGCAGCAUCAUCAGCAGCAACAACAGCAGCAACAGCAGCAGCACCAGCAACAACAGCAGCAACAACAACACCAGCUGCUCCCUUCCUCCACCCCUCCCUCCCUCGACGUCCUCUUUUCCACCUCACUCUCUCUCGUCCGCACACGUCUGCAUACCCUAGUGCUGCAUUCCUUGCACUGCCCCUCCUUCCUCAACGCGGCUGUUGGUCCCCACCUCACCUCUGCUCUCGCUAACCGUGCCUCUGUGCUCUCACCCGGUCAAGGCGCUCCUGUUUCCCCUGCUGCUCCUGCUGCUGGUGCUGCCACUGCUUCUGCAGCUGCUCCGUCUAGUGCUGCUGCUGCUGCUGCCGGUGAUGGUGUCACUGCUGUUCCUGCUGGUGCGGCUGGUGCUGGUGCUGAGACUGGAGGACGAGGGUUGAAAGAGAGUGGGGGGCAGCAGGAGAGGCAGAGCAGGAUAGAAAACCACUGGAAUUACACAAGAGAGGCAUGGGAAAAGGGGCAAGGAUGGAAGGAUCUAGGGAUGAAUCACAGGGACGAGAGGAGGAGGUGGAGGGGCAUGAGGGGGUGA
Molecule: messenger RNA, 1032 nt
Organism: Closterium sp. Naga37s-1
Lineage: Eukaryota; Viridiplantae; Streptophyta; Zygnematophyceae; Desmidiales; Closteriaceae
Source: the annotation of a GenBank genome assembly